Messenger RNA from Micromonas pusilla CCMP1545, 2325 nucleotides. RefSeq lists its product as uncharacterized. NCBI's taxonomy places the organism in Eukaryota, Viridiplantae, Chlorophyta, Mamiellophyceae, Mamiellales, Mamiellaceae. Gene Ontology annotation, cellular component: cytoplasm. The transcript has 3 exons. Bases 1 to 2325 code for a protein of 774 amino acids. Gene Ontology annotation, molecular function: actin filament binding. The record is from RefSeq and is a predicted model, not a curated record. Gene Ontology annotation, biological process: actin filament bundle assembly.
AUGACCGCGCCCGCGGGAUCCGCGGGAUCGUCCGCCUCGGAUCCCGCCCCCGCGAAGAAGAAGGAGAAGGUGUCGUUCUCGAAGCUCGUCUCGAGGAAGCUCUCGAAGGACGGGAUGACGAAAGGCGACCGUCUUCGGAAAGCCGCGGAGCAGGCGCGCGCGGCCGCCGCGGCGGACGCGGAGAACCGACCGCACUCGUCCGCGUCCGACUCCCCGAGGAAGACGACGGCGACGGCCGCGGCGGCGGCGACGACGUCCGCGCCCGCCGCGCCCGCGACGCCGCCGAGCCCGACGAAGGAGAAGGUAUCGUUCAAGAAGCUCGUGUCGCGGAAGCUCGCGAAGGACGGGAAGACGAAAGGAGACCGAGAGAGAGAAGCCGCGGCGGCCGCCGCGGGAGCGGGGAGGAUCGGCGAGACGUCGUCGCGCCUCGGAGCGAACAAAACCGACCCGGCGGCGGCGGCGCCGCCGUCGACGUCGACGUCCAACUCCGCGCGAAGUUCCAGCGACGCGUCGUCGUUCGUAUCCCGCGCGUCCAAAGACGCGUUCAGAAGACAAGCCUCCGAGGACGUCAAAGCCGCGGUGAAGCGACUGAGGGACGACCGCGCGGAGCGCGAGGCGGCGAGGGAGAGGGCGCGCAGGCGCGUUCUACGACGCACUGACUGGUCCCCAUACGACCGCGUCGGCGCGGAGGAAGCGCUCGCGGCGGAGCUCGCCGCGGCGACGGCGAGAGAGGAAGCCGCCGCCGCGGAGGCGCUCGCCGCCGAGGAGGCGGCGCUCGCGGCGGCGCGCGCGGCGGAGGCGGAGGCGAAAGCCGCGGCGGCGGCGGAGGCGGAGGCGAGAGCGGCGAGCGCGAGGGUCAGCGUGGACGCGCCGGAGCCGUGGGGGGGACCCGCGGCGACGGCGACGGCGACGGCGACGGCGGCGACGCGCGCGCCGACGGCGACGGCGGCGACGCGCGCGCCGACGCCGCCGACGUCGCCGAAGCGAAAGAAGAAGGAAGAGAAGGCGCGCGAGAAAGCGGCGGCCGCCGCCGCGCCCGCGUCGCCGCCGCAGAGAGCGCGAGUCGUCGAGAAAGGCGCGGGGGGUUUACCGCCCGUCCCCGAGGGCGCCGUCGCGUCGCCGUUUCGCGACAGCGCUCUGUAUCGAUCGCCCGCGAAGAGCCCGGAGCGGCGCGGGAAGACCGUCGCGCCGUCGCCGCCGCGAGAGAACCCCGCGCGCCGGUCCUUAAACAUGUCCCCGCGCUCGACGCCGCAGCCGCGUUCGCCGACGGGCGCGCGCGACGCGCCGCCGGCGGCGGCGAACGACGUCGCCGCUUUCGACGUCGCGUCGCGGAUGUCCGACCGCACGGACGUCGUCGGCCUCACCGGCGCGGUCGGCGAGCGCGUGAGAGCCGCGCUGUUCCCGGCGAGGAAGAAGCACGCGAGCACGCACCCGCGCCUGCAAGCCGCGAUCGAGCGACGCGCGGAGAUGACGGAGGUGAUCGCCAUGCUCGCGGCGCACCCGAGGGGCGCGGAACGCGUCGAUCACAAGGGCGACCUUCCGAUUCACUCGGCGUGCAAACACAACGCGGACCCGCUCGUGAUCGAGUGUUUGCUCGAGGCGAACCCGACGGGCGCGACCGCGAGGGAUAAGAAAGGGUUCCUCCCGAUUCACCUCGCCGCGGGGUACCGCGCGGAGCUCGAGAGCGUCGAACUUCUCGUGCGGACGUUUCCCGAGAGCGUCUCGUGCAUGGACAAACGCGGGUGCUUGCCCGUUACGCUCGCGCGGACGUACGACGCGCCGCGGGACGUCGUGGAGUUUCUCGCGAGCGAGACGACGGACGAGGCGAUGGCGGAGGAGUGGGUCGCGCGGAGAGAGGACGCGACGCGGCGACGGCGGAGGAAGGAGAUGAGAGAGAGGCGGCGCGGCGGCGGGAUCGUCGGGCUCGCGGUCGGGCUCGCGAGACGCCUCGGAUCGGCGCUCGGCGAGCUCGCUGGCGCGCGAGGGACGGCGACGCGGCGGCGGCGGCGGCGAAGCGGCGGCGGCGUCGAAUACAGAGCCCGCGCGCCGCCGUCGCCGCUCCACGCGGCGCUCGCCGAUAGGUCCGCCGAGCCGGAAGACGCCGAAGUUGACGCCGAGGACGAAGACGCCGAGCUGGAAGACGCCGCCGCCGCGCCGGAAGCCGGGGAAGUGCUCGCGAACACCGCGAUGAUCGUGGGCGCGUUCGUCGUCGGGUCUCUCGCCGCGAAAGCGCGGGCGCGGUACUUUCCCGCGCGAUGGCCGGACGAGGACGACGCGCGCGUGGGCAGAAGACGCGUGGGGCACUCGGCGUCGUCGUACCGGUGA